AUGGACCCACAAAUUUAUUUCAGGGCCAGCCAAGUGCUUCGUGGUGAGAACUACGGCCGCGCCUGUGACGUCUGGUCUGUAGGCUGCUGCCUCCUCGAGAUGCUCACCGGCAAGCCACCCUGGAACGAUUCUUAUGCUACUAAUAGCCUAGCUCUUCUCUACGAGGUAAGAAUGAUGAGUUUGCAUCCUGAUCAUUUUGCUACAUAUUGUCCUAAUUCAACAGUACAGAUUCACAAGAUGUGCAGCCUUUAA
Molecule: messenger RNA, 252 nt
Organism: Protopolystoma xenopodis
Lineage: Eukaryota; Metazoa; Platyhelminthes; Monogenea; Polystomatidea; Polystomatidae
Source: the annotation of a GenBank genome assembly